GUAAUCAAACCGGUCAUCCCCAGCCACCCCGCCAGUUGACUAGCUCAUUUCCUCGGUAAUCCAGUAUUAUCAAUGACUACAACAUACACUCUUCCGCCGUUGGAUCCUUUACUGAAGAGGAGUGCAAAGCGCACGAGAGACAUAUUUGCAUCAUGUCCAGAUGAUGGAAUGAAGGAGGAUGAGAAGAGCGCGCGAAUACGUCUCUCGGUGAAGAUUAACGACGAAUACCGUGAUUUCAAAGAACUCCCUCCUGCAUUACUUGCUCAACAAGGUCCUAUUGGUCCUACUCGGCCAAAGGAGCAGAGAAAGGCAAUCACUGCCGGACCAUCCAGCGACACAUCAAGAAUGAUUGCCACAAUAGACAAUACACCCAAAGUGCAACCCUCCACGUUCGUUACGUCCAAUAAGCUCUCCGAGGCUCUAACUCUACACAAAACGACUCGUACCAUCAAGCCAACAUACCAUCCACCAUGGAAGCUCGUCCGCGUGAUAUCUGGCCAUUUGGGUUGGGUUCGCAGUGUAGCGGUUGAGCCAGGAAAUAAAUGGUUUGCUACUGGUGCUGGAGACAGAGUCAUUAAAAUUUGGGACUUGGCUUCAGGGGAGUUGAAGCUUUCCCUGACCGGUCAUAUUUCUACUGUCCGAGGACUGGCUGUUUCACCGAGACACCCGUACUUGUUUUCGUGUGGUGAGGACAAGAUGGUGAAGUGUUGGGACCUCGAAGCAAACAAAGUUAUUCGGCAUUAUCAUGGUCAUCUUUCAGGCGUUUACUCUUUAAGUUUACAUCCGACGUUGGAUGUUUUGGUCACAUCCGGUCGUGAUGCCUCAGCUCGUGGACAUUCUGCAACAGUAGCGGACGUCAAGUGCCAAGAAUCCGAUCCACAAGUCAUCACUGGAAGUAUGGACUCGACGGUUAGGCUGUGGGACCUAGCAGCUGGAAAGACGAUGGUUACCCUCACCCACCACAAAAAAUCUGAGGGUGCAUUUGUACACAACUUCUCCGGUCAUAACGCUAUCAUAAAUACGCUUUCUGUCAAUGCAGAAGGCGUAUUUUUCUCUGGUGGUGAUAAUGGCACACUCACGUUCUGGGAUUAUAAUACGGGGACUCCAUUCCAAAAUCUUGAUGAUGUACCACAACCCGGUUCCCUCGAGGCGGAAGCCGGUGUCUUUUGUUCGACCUUCGAUGUGACCGGAACGCGGCUCAUUACUGGUGGCGCUGACAAGACUAUCAAGGUUUAUGCCGAGCAGUCGCAAUAAUUGCCGCACGGUUGCAAGCGCACACCAUUCUAUACGAAGCGCAUAUUCAGGUUGAAUGUUCCGUGCUGUAGGUUGUGCUCCCAUCGUAAUGGCAUCAUUGGUUUUGAUUGAGUGGUGUAUUCCUUUAUGCUCGAGUCAUCUCUACGAAUGUCAAUGGG
Messenger RNA from Suillus subaureus, 1412 nucleotides. Its product is annotated as WD40 repeat-like protein. The record is from RefSeq and is a predicted model, not a curated record. Lineage: Eukaryota; Fungi; Basidiomycota; Agaricomycetes; Boletales; Suillaceae. The coding region runs from base 73 to 1254 and encodes 393 amino acids. Gene Ontology annotation, cellular component: Prp19 complex; precatalytic spliceosome; catalytic step 2 spliceosome. Gene Ontology annotation, biological process: mRNA splicing, via spliceosome. Gene Ontology annotation, molecular function: protein binding. The transcript is spliced from 10 exons.